Messenger RNA from Ricinus communis (castor bean), 791 nucleotides. Its product is annotated as classical arabinogalactan protein 6. The coding region runs from base 229 to 558 and encodes 109 amino acids. Lineage: Eukaryota; Viridiplantae; Streptophyta; Magnoliopsida; Malpighiales; Euphorbiaceae. The transcript has a single exon. The record is from RefSeq and is a predicted model, not a curated record.
CAUAUUUGAACCUAAAACUUUCAUGGCUGUCCUGACUCUAAGGCCCUCCUCUUAUCAUCCAUUUUAUUCUCUCCUUUGCCAAGAAAACAUCUAUAUAACCCCUUUUGAUUCACCUGUUCUAUACCCAUCAAAGCCGCCUUGCAGUUUUUCUCUACGUGCAUCCUAGAGAACUACUGCAAAUCCAAAACAAAGACAAAGACCAAGAAAAACAAAACAAAAACAAUAAUAAUGGCAAGCAGUAAGGUUAUCAUUCUUGCACUUCUCCUGGUCGCUAUUGUUGGGUUAGUAUCAGCAUCAGAUUCAGCUCCAUCGACCCCAUCAACUGCGGCGGCUGCGGCACCUUCUAGUGAAGAUGACACUAUCGGCACUGAAGAUGAUGGUGGUGAUUCAGCAGCAGGUGCACCCGGCGCUGCAGCUGGUGAGGUUGUUGCAGGACCUUUGGGCAGUGCAUCCGCAACCAAUGGACCUUCUGCUGAGUCACCAAAGAGCGGUGUCUCUGCCCUUGAAAUUUCUGCUGUUGCUGGUGUUGCAGCUGUUGCUGCUGGCUACUUCUUCUAAUUAAGAAUUCCUUUCCUUUUCUUUUCUUUUUUAUAUAUAUAUAAUUGUUUAGUCAUGUUCUUACAGAACGCCAAAGAUUCAAACUAAUGGUUUUUCUUUUUUCUUUCUUUCGUAUGUAUACAUUGAGAAAAUUAAAGAAAAAAAAAAAAAAAAAAAGCUAGAUCCAUUUGUUGGAGUCAAGCUGAAUAAAUGAAGUAAUUGAUUAUAUAUUAAUCCAAAAUUUUGUCCUUUAA